UGAUUUAGUAAAAUAUCUAAAUAUGUAUUAAGAUAACUAAACUUAAUAUAUUUUAGAUUUAAAAAUAUCUCGGCUUUCUAUAGGCACAUCAUACACAUGUUGGCGAUAGGCAAUAAAGGGGUAUAAAUGUCAACGUGUACAUAUCUUGUGUGCAUACUUACCAUUCCUUGUUUUCUCUUUUUUUAUUUCAGUAAAAAUAAAGAAAAAGAUGAAAUGAUCCAUUAGCCUUUAUAUUAUAAAAAUUGUUAUAAAAAACAUUAUAUGAUGGAAUCACAACAACGAAGUGCUCAGACACUAAAAUACAUUAGUUUAAUUACACUUACAUUACAAAAUGCCCUGGUUGGGCUUAGUAUGCGUUAUGCACGUACAAGAUCAGGAGAUAUGUUUCUUUCAUCAACUGCGGUAGUUAUGGCGGAGGUUGUUAAACUUUUAACAUGUCUAAUAUUAGUUCUUGUUGAAGAAGGAAACUUUCCAAAAUUUUUUGAUGCCCUAAAGUCAACAAUCAUAAAACAGCCUGUUGAUACUCUAAAAGUAUCUGUGCCAUCACUUCUAUAUGUUGUACAGAAUAAUCUUUUAUAUAUAUCAGCAUCUAAUUUAGAUGCAGCAACUUAUCAGGUAACAUACCAAUUAAAAAUUUUAACAACAGCAUUUUUUGCUGUGGUAAUACUACGAAAGUCUUUAAAGAAUACUCAGUGGGGAGCUCUAAUAUUAUUAGUCAUAGGUGUAGUAUUAGUACAACUAGCACAAAGUUCAGAUACUGCUUUACCAUCUGGUAUAGAACAGAACCAUUUACUUGGAUUCUCAGCUGCCUUAAGUGCAUGUUUUUUAUCAGGGUUUGCAGGGAUAUACUUCGAAAAAAUACUAAAAGAUUCAGAUAUAUCAGUAUGGAUGAGAAAUGUUCAAUUAAGUUUACUAUCAUUACCUUUUGGAUUAAUUACAUGUUUUGUAAAUGAUGGUGAAAUUUUACGAAAACAAGGUUUCUUUUUUGGCUAUGAUCUAUUUAUUUGUUAUUUAAUUGUACUUCAAGCAGGUGGAGGUCUUAUUGUUGCAAUGGUAGUUAAGUAUGCAGAUAAUAUACUUAAAGGUUUUGCCACCUCUUUAGCCAUUAUUAUUUCUUGUAUAGCUUCUAUAUAUCUUUUCGAUUUUAACUUGAGUUUCCAGUUUUCUUUAGGUGCAAUUUUAGUAAUAUGUUCGAUUUUUAUGUACAGUCACCAACCAAAAUCGACAUUUAUCGAUAAACAUUCUCGAAGUGAUAAAGUUUAAUAUAAAUUAAACUAAACUUAUUUGUAAGAUGAAAGUGAUAUUUCCCAAUUCAGCAAGUGUUUUAACAUGUUCAUUCAACAACAUAAUUUAAUACAUUUCUUCCAUAUAAAAUGGGAAUUUCUCUCUCAUAUGGUUUACAUAUUAGUAUAUAUGUUAUCACAUACUUUAUCAGUAUUCUAUUAUACUUUUUAACAAGAGGUAUAAUGGAAUUGCUCAAAUACAUAGAAUCGAUCGAAGAAUAGAAUCAAUAAAAUUGAUUUCCUAAUAUUAAUCAUGAUCAAUAAUAUAAUUAAUUGAUAGUUCAGAAUAUUUUCAUAAGAAAAUACAAUUUACUAAUAGACCAUAUGCUAGAGAGAAAUAAGAAUAUAUAAAUACAUUAUUGAAUAAAUUCUAUGUUAAAAUUAACUAAGAUCAAGUAAGCAUAUAUUUAUAUCAAAUUAAAAAAUUACAUACAUCAAUAUAUAAAAAUAUUCCAUCUAAAAUAUAUCUUAAAAAUUGAGAUAUAUUUUUAGAGUAUUAUAUACAAAUAAUUUUAAUUAGAAUGCAUAUAAAAAACAAUAAGAUUGUUUCCUUUUAAUUUAUAUAUUUUUAUACAAUGUUACAAUGUUUGAUUAUAGAUAUAAGUAUACAUAUGUAUCAACAAAACUGAAUUCACUAUUAUUGUACUUAAGUUUUAAUAAAUAUGUCUUAUAAUGCA
Messenger RNA from Bombus impatiens (common eastern bumble bee), 1960 nucleotides. It is a transcript of the gene Ugalt, whose product is annotated as UDP-galactose translocator. Bases 262 to 1263 code for a protein of 333 amino acids. Gene Ontology annotation, molecular function: UDP-galactose transmembrane transporter activity. The transcript is spliced from 5 exons. Lineage: Eukaryota; Metazoa; Arthropoda; Insecta; Hymenoptera; Apidae. Gene Ontology annotation, biological process: pyrimidine nucleotide-sugar transmembrane transport. Gene Ontology annotation, cellular component: Golgi membrane. The record is from RefSeq and is a predicted model, not a curated record.